CGGACCCCUUUUACUUUAGAGACGCUGAAAAAGUUGAAUGUGUUUCUGUUAAAGUUUUCCGCGUGCACCUCUCUGUUUGGAACUGUAUUUUUUAUUUUCUGCAUUAAUGUGAAGUAGGAACUGGCGCUCAGACCACAGGGACCAGGUGAGUUGCCAUUCAGGAGUUCCGGGUGCAUACCUACAUCAUUACAACACCAAUCUGAGGCAGUGGAGAAAGAUCACAGGUAGCACACGCCCUAAGUGGCGGCUGAGAUGACACGCCCCCAUCAGAUUGCCCGGGACCUUUUGUUGUUGGUUUUCUUAGGAUUUACAACAAUACAACCAGCAUUAGGGGGGGACAAGACAGAAGAGUGCGACGGUCGAGACUGCAGUGUCUGCCGGUGUUUCCCUGUCAAAGGAGACAUGGGGUCUCCUGGUCCAUUAGGUCAGCAGGGUCCCCAGGGGCCCAGAGGUUUACCUGGCAUCCCAGGACUUCCUGGUGAGAAGGGUCUACGAGGAACCAUAGGAUUCCCUGGGGUGUCUGGCCGGAAAGGAGAUCAGGGCAUCAAAGGAUCUAGCGGCCAUGAAGGAUUAGAUGGAGUGCCAGGUCAUCCGGGGCCAGGUGGUCUUUCUGGAUUUCCAGGGAAGGACGGUUGUAACGGAACCAGAGGAGAUCGCGGGCUGGAUGGUGAGCUAGGGCAACCCGGCCCCCCAGGACCUGUGGGACUACCUGGGAUAAAAGGAGCCAAAGGAGACCCAGCUAAUAAAAUUACUUUCAUUGCCGGAAAUCCUGGUGUCGAUGGACUUCCAGGAACACGUGGCCCACAAGGACCUUAUGGGGUCUUUGGCCUGCCCGGUCCACCAGGACAAGCGGGAGCUGAAGGAUUUUUGGGCAUACCAGGAUCACCUGGUCCAAGAGGCCCACCGGGAGAUCCAGGAAGAUCAUUACCUGGAAUGAAAGGAGAAGAGGGGGAGCAGGGUCCUCAAGGGCAACCAGGACCUUUUGAAUAUGUGGAACCCAGCCCAGAAUCCUCAAAAUUAAAAAGAGAUAAGGGAGAAAAAGGGCAAAAAGGAGGUUGUGGAGUAUCUGGCCCGGAUGGUCCUGAUGGGCGUCAAGCAGAAAAAGGAGAGAAAGGAGUUAUUGGUUUGCCUGGACCCAAAGGGUUGAUUGGUGUUCCAGGCCGAAUAGGCAUUCGAGGAACUAAGGGUGAACGUGGGGAAAAUGGUCUCCCUGGUCUUUUUGGCAACACAGGACCAAAGGGUUACACAGGAGACCCCGGACCUAAAGGAAAGCAGGAGUUCUAUAACCAACAUGUGACAGGACUGCCUGGAGAUCCAGGGCUCCCUGGUGCAUCUGGAUCACCUGGUGACAGUGGAAUGAUAGGUAUUCCUGGACCCCCUGGUGAUCAAGGACCAUCAAUAAUAGGUGCUGAGGGUGAAUAUGGUCUCCAGGGUUCACCUGGAAUCAGAGGAGAAAAAGGCAACCCAGGAAGAACACAAACUGCCAAUAUUUAUGACUCUGUUGGGGAACCUGGGAAAUUGGGCCCUCUGGGGCCUAAAGGAGAACAAGGAAAUCCUGGCUCUCCCGGUUACUACUGCCUUCCUGGUGAGCGUGGGGAACUUGGAAAUGUUGGACAAAGGGGGCCUCCUGGAAUACAAGGUGUCCAGGGUUGGAAAGGUACUGAUGGGGCCUGUGCAUGUGAACCUUCUGGUGACCUACCUGGCAGGCCUGGCAUUCCAGGAAAUCCAGGUGACCCAGGUGAUCCUGGGAGAAAGGGGAGCCCGGGUCCCACUGGUGAUGUCGGUUCUUCUGGAGACAGAGGUGCAGGCGGUGUAACUGGCCCCAGAGGCUUCACAGGAGUCAAAGGAAUUAAAGGAGAGAAAGGAGAUUUUACAAUUUUAAGCAUGAAGGGGGAGAAGGGAAAAAGGGGACCUAGUGGACCAUUCGGGCCACCAGGAGACAAUGGCAGAGGAGGGGAUGAUGGGAAGAUGGGCAUACCUGGAGAUCCUGGACCUCUGGGAGAUAGUCUUGUUGGCCUGCAAGGUGAUAGGGGUUGUCAAGGAAGCGUUGGUGCAAAGGGCUUCAGAGGUCCAAAGGGGCCUCCUGGCCCAUAUAUAAUGGGGGCCAUUGGGCAACGGGGGCAACCAGGAGACUCGGGGCCCCAAGGCCAAACAGGACCCCCUGGCCCCAAAGGGCUCCAAGGUGAAACUCUGCGCUGUGCGUCUGUCACUCUUGGGCCAUCUGGAUUCAGAGGACGGCCUGGUUUUUCAGGUGAGAAAGGGAAGGAUGGAAAUCCAGGAUACAGAGGGCGAGUUGGACCAGAUGGCCCCAAGGGAGAGAAAGGUGACGCUGGUGAUAAUGGAUGUACCGGACACAGAGGCCCAGAUGGAUACCAAGGAGAUCCUGGUGGUACUGGUUCUGAUGGCGACAGUUUUGAUGGUGCACCUGGCACACCUGGUAUCCGCGGAUCAGAGGGUCUGAAAGGGUCUUUUGGAGACUCUGUUGUCGGGGAUCCAGGACUAAUUGGGUCUUCUGGGCUUGAGGGAUGCCCCGGCCCUAAAGGUGUCCCAGGACCCCCUGGACCAAUUGGAAUACAAGGUGCAUCUGGUGUUCCUGGUCUUCCUGGUAGAAAAGGGGAAAAGGGUGCAAAUGGUAUGUCGGGACAACCUGGUUGCCCAGGAAGGAGACCGGAUCAGUGUGGUAGAGGAGAGCCUGGUCUACCUGGCUGCUCAGGACCACCUGGCUUCACUGGACAGCGAGGCCCCCCUGGAGAGAAAGGGUCACUUGGGGAACUAGGACUUCCAGGGAUAGGAGCCAAAGGAGCCCCUGGUAAGCCUGGUAUCCCUGGCAAUCAAGGAACUCCAGGCCUUCAGGGGCCUCCAGGAGCCAGAGGGGAGAAUGGAAUUCAUGGAUGUAAUGGCCCGAAGGGUUUCCCUGGAUUUCCUGGACAAGUUGGCUGUACUGGCAGCUCAGGGCGGACUGGCCCACCAGGGGCUCCUGGUCUGAAAGGCACACAGGGUCUCGAUGGGCAUCCAGGUUUCCCAGGCGAAAAAGGAUGCAGUGGCCAGAAAGGAUGCAUUGGGCCUACAGGACCUCCCGGAGACACAAAUACAGUCCCAUUGAAAGGCCAGAUGGGGGCACCUGGACCUUAUGGAGAAACUGGUUUUACUGGAGCAAGGGGUAAUAAGGGUGCACCAGGACCUCCUGGCCAGCCAGGUUAUCCAGGACUAAAUGGACCUCCAGGGUUUGAAAGUGGCUGUCGUGGACCCCCAGGUACCCCUGGACAGCCAGGUGAGCCUGGAACAUGUGGGCAGCCUGGGCCAAGGGGCGUUGUGGGAAUCCCUGGUGACAAUGGUGAUCCAGGUGACCCUGGAUUGACUGGUAGUUCUGGAAUGCCUGGUUGCCCUGGAUUUGAUGGUCCUAAAGGUGAUAAAGGUGACUCUAUCAGUGAGCCAGGCAGAAAUGGUGCGAGAGGGCAGUGUGGAGAAAAUGGCUUGUCAGCUCUGCCUGGUGAUAGGGGAAACCUGGGUGACCCCGGCCCUCAAGGGCCAUGUGGGCCCUUUGGUUUAUCUGGUCCAUCUGGGUGUGUGGGUGUAAAUGGACCCCCAGGAGUCAGUGGGCCCCAAGGUCCAUGUGGAAGGCAUGGUUCAGAGGGCCCUCCAGGUCCACCUGGUCAACAAGGCCAUAAAGGAAACAUAGGAAGUACUGGACUUAGAGGGCCUUCGGGACCCCCAGGGCUCCAUGGACUGAAUGGCCUAAAGGGCGUCAAGGGUGAAAUGGGGUCACGAGGUCUGGGUUUAAACGGUGAUGGAGGAGCUCAAGGACCGACAGGAGAGAAGGGCGUUCAAGGAGACCCAGGGUUGCAAGGGACAUCACAAACAGGUGUCCGAGGUCCAAAAGGACAGCAGGGUGCACAAGGAGACUCUGGUUUAAUCGGUCCUCCAGGACUUCGUGGUGCAGACUGCAGGGAUGGUAAACUUGGACAGCUUGGAGAACAGGGUUACCCUGGAACAGAUGGACAACCAGGCCCAGAGGGAGAGGUGGGAGAACCAGGUAUUUUAUUCACACUUCCUGGUGAUGAAGGCGAGAAUGGCUAUCCUGGGUUACCAGGAUACAAAGGAGAAAAAGGGAACCCUGGAGUCAAGGGCCAACCUGGAAAUCAGGGCCCAGAAGGCCCAAAAGGUGAAAAAGGACAAUAUGGACCCAAUGGCCUUGCAGGAUCCUUUGGCCCCAUGGGUGAAUGUGGCCCCCAGGGACCCUAUGGUGCUAAAGGAGAGAGAGGAGAUACAGGUCAGAUGGGUGAACCUGGCACUCUCAAACCUGCAAAUAUUCAAUCUAUACCUCAACAGGGACCCACUGGUCCUUGUGGUCCUGCUGGCUUGACUGGUAUUGAGGGUGUGGCUGGACUCAGUGGCAGAGAGGGUCCAAAAGGUAUGAAAGGACCAGUAGGAGAUGUGGGAUUCAUUGGACAAACUGGUCCACCAGGAUUAGAUGGACCUCCUGGAAACCCUGGAGAUGAUGGCCUGAGAGGACCACCAGGCUUUCAGGGAUCCCAGGGAUCUCCUGGUGAACAGGGUCCUCCUGGAACUGGUGAGAGGUUUACUUCGGGAUUCCUUUUGGUAAUGCAUAGCCAGUCUGAAGCAGUGCCUGCUUGUCCCCAGGGCCUGACCCAGCUUUGGGAGGGCUACAGCCUGCUUUAUCUAGAGGGUCAAGAGAGAGCACACACACAAGACCUGGGUCAGGCAGGUUCAUGUUUGCGUAUGUUCAGCACCAUGCCCUUCACCUGCUGUAAUAUGGAAAAUUGCGACUACGCUAGCCGCAAUGACAAAUCUUAUUGGCUGUCUACCACUGCCUCGAUUCCUAUGAUGCCUCUGAAGGGGCCAGAAAUUCAGCCAUACAUCAGCAGGUGUGUGGUGUGUGAGGCUCCAUCACCAGCCAUUGCAAUACACAGUCAAGAGACAUCUGCACCACAGUGUCCACACAGUUGGAGAAGUCUUUGGACUGGAUAUUCAUUCCUGAUGCACACAGGAUCAGGGGACGAGGGAGGCGGACAGUCUCUGACAUCAACAGGAAGCUGCUUGCGGGACUUUCGCAGUCAGCCAUUUGUGGAGUGUCAAGGACCGCGUGGCACAUGCCAUUAUUUUGCCACCAUCUACAGCUUCUGGCUGACUAGAGUGAGCGUGCAUCACUUUAACCCGAGCCCUCCCAGUACUACACUAAACAGCGAACAGCAGCAGCGCAGCAGCGUCAGCCAAUGCAAUGUCUGCAUGAGGGACUGAAUUCACUCACAUUUUCUAGAAAACUGCACUGAGAAUGCACAUCAGUAGGUCACCAGAGUGGAAGUGAGUCCAGAUGCUUUUGGUCACUUGAGAGGGGCAAACAAAAAGACUUUUUUGAACUACAGUCUGUGAACUUUGCAGAUACUUUUUAUUCCGUCACAGCUCAAUUAAACACAUUUUCCUUUAAAAGAAUAGUUCACCCAAAAAUGAAAAUCAUGUAAUUCUUUACUCAGUCUCAUGUCGCUCUGAACCCGUAUGACUGUUGUUGUUUUGCGGAACAGAAAAGGAGAAUGUUUAAUGAAGAUAUCGGUCCGUCAAUACAAUGGCAGUGGAUAGUGAUUCAUUUUUAAGCUUCAAAUUGGACGCAAAAGUGUCAUAAACGUAGUCCAUGCAACUCAUGAGUCAAAUACUAAAUCUUCUGAAAGCAUACGAUAGGUUUUAUUGAAAAACAACACAACUAUGUUUGAGGUCUGUUGCAUGAUUAUGAGCACUACGACGAGGGAAGCUCAUUCACGUUGGCAUGCAUGUUCUUGCAAAAACUUGCAUUGUUUGGCAUUAAAAAGAAAGUCAUAUGGGUUUGGAGUAAAUUAUGACAGAAAUGUUAUUUUAUGGGUGAACUAUUCCUUUUUUCUUUACGUAAUGCACCUUUGGUUUCAUUAUGUUUGGUGCUAAAAAAAACAAAAACCAUUUGCACAAAUGUCUUUGCCAAUCUUAAUUUCCCCCUCUUUCCCAGGACAGCACCAAAAAAGUAUUUAUUUCACUUACGUUUUGUCUACACAUCAAGGCAUUAUCAGCGCAAUCUUUUAAUGAUAGUUUUGGUAUAUGGUACCAUUUUUAACCAAAACAAAGCAUUAAUUCUAAACCUGAACAUUAACUUAAUUGGAAACACUUUACAAUAAGGUUCCAUUUGUUAACAUUAAUUAACAACAUUAGUUAACAUUAACUAACAAUGAACGAUACUUUUACAGCAUUCAUUAAUCUUGGUAAAUGUUCAUUUUUAACUUUUAGUAAUACAUUUUUAAAAUCAAAAGUUGUAUAUGUUAACAUUUGUGAAUGCACUAUGAACUUAACAAUGAACAAUUGUAUUGCAUUUACACUCCCUCAUGCCAUAACAGAUGUUUACAGGGCUGGACUGGGAAAUAAAUCGGCCCAGUAUUUUACAUGGCAACUGGUCAUCAUUUUAGCUUAUCGCAGGCCAUUCGGCCCGUUUCCUGGUCGACCCAACGGCCCACUCGGCUCUCUCGAUGGCCAGUCCACCCAUGACCGGCCCCCUCCUGGAUACCGGGAAAAUGCCCGGUAUGCCAGAUUACCAGUCCAGCCCUGGAUGUGUAUGACUUUCUUUCAUCUGCUGAACACAAACGUAGAUUAUUUGAAUAAUAUUUCUGCUCUGUAGGCCCAUACAAUGCAAGUGAAUGGUGACCAGCCCUUUGAAGGUCCAAAAAAGAACAUAAAGGCAGCAUAAAGUAAUCCCCACAGUUAAAUCCAUAUCUUCAGAAGCAAUAUGAUAUGUGUGGCUGAGAAACAGAUCAAUAUUUAAGUCGUUUUUUGCCAUAAAUACUCCUCCCUUCUAAGUAGGUGGCGAUAUGCACAAAGAAUGCAAAUCACCAAAAACAAAAGAAGAAUGUGAUGUGAGAGUGAAAGUGAAUGUGGAGAUUUAUAAUAAAAAAGGAAUAAAAUAUUGAUCUGUUUCACCCACACCUAUCAUAUCGCUUCUGAGGAUAUGGAUUUAACCACUGAAAUCAUAUUAAUUACUUUUAUGCUACCUUUAUAUUUUUUUAAGACCUUCAAAUUUCUGGUCACCAUUCACUUACAUUGUAUAGACCUACAGAGCAGAAAUAUUAUUCUAAAAAUCUAUAUUUGUGUUCUGCUGAAGAAAGAAAGUCAUACACAUCUGGGAUGGCAUGAGGGAGAAUAAAUUAUGAGAAUUUUCAUUUUUGGGUGAAUUAUCCCUUUAACAAUGAUUAAUACAUGCUGUAUAAAAUACAUUGUUCAUUGUUAGUUAAUGACAGCUAAUGCAUUAACUAAUGUUAAUGAAUGGAACCUUAUUGUAAAGUGUUACCACUUAAUUACACAUUUUCUUUUAGGGCAUUCACUCUGAUUGCGAUUUUUGUAGUAAUGAAGCGUGAGUUUGCGAUUUCAGGUGAAAUGAGCAACAGAGACCAUCAACAACGUGUCAAAGUUGAGUAAAGUUAAACUUUAUGCAAAUAUGUUAUACCAAUGAGUGCAGACUAUGAUGCUCACUUGAUCUUCCUUGUUAAACAGUUAGAUACUGUUGUCAGGUAGGACUUGGCAACAUCCAGAAAAUGUAAUUGCUAUCAGGAUGAACUUAUCUUUAGGUUUGUUAAUGCAGUUUAUUCUAGACAUUAAUCAAUGAAUGAUGGUUAGUGAAAUUCAACUUGUUUUAGAGUCUUGUACUCUACCUUGUAUUUGUAAGUCAUGCCAAAAGUUAACAAGUGAAAUAUGUUACCAACAAUAUUUCUUAUUUCAUGCAGUAUUAGUGUUUCUUUCUCUCUAAAUGAGUUAAGGAACAGUGGAACUAAAGAUGUAAUGGAAUCCAAGACAUUUCUACUCCUCUUAUCUUGAUUGCUGGUUUGUCAAAUGUUCCAAAAAAUGACAAACAUCUACUCAUCUGGCAGAUGCUUUUAUCCAAAGUGACUUGAAGUGCAUUCAAGGUAUAUAAAUUAUCAGAAUGUGUGUUCCCUGGGCUUUGAAGCCAUGACCUUGAUGAUGCAUACCCAUGCUUUACCAGUUGAGCUGCAGGAACUACAGUAGCCAGCUAUUUUGAGCAAACAGGUUAAGUGAACUAAAAUGAAUUUGUCAGAAUAUCCUGUUUAGGACAUUGCCUCAGGUUUUUAAGGCCAGAGGAAACACAUUUCCUUCUGGAGAUUCUAAAGGCUGUAUUAGCAAGGCAAUGUGCCUGUGUAUGUAAUUGGUUUUAGGGUAUUCAAGACUUAGGAAUAUUCCAGGUUCAGUACAAGUUCAGUUCAAUUGACAGCAUUUGUGGCAGUGUUGAUUACAAAAAAAAACAACAAAUAAAUUUACUUGUCCCUCCUUUUCUCUGGGUUACAGUGAGGCACUUACAAUGGAAGUGAAUGGGGGCCAAUCUGUAAAUGUUAAAAUACUCACUGUUUCAAAAGUAUAGCCACAAAAUGUAAACAAUAUGCAUGUUAACCUGAUUUUAGUUUAAUUUAAAUCACUUACAAACCUUUUCGGUGUAAAGUUAUAACCUGUUUUACAACUUCAUUGCCAUGUGGACAACAAAUCCUAAAACAACUCUUAAAAUUAUUAUUCAAACAACUUUACAGCUCAAAUAAUACAUACAUUUUAAAAGCAUUAAUGUGCUUUUAUAAAAUUAUAUGCUUCUUAUUUAUGCCUUUAAACCCUCCAAAAAGUGGCCCAUUUACUUCCAUUGUAAGCGCUGAAAUGUAACCUAGAUUUUCAGAUUUUUUAUAGAAAAGGAUGUACGAGUCGAUAUUUAGUAUUAAAAAAUGUUGUCGAUUGAGCUUAACUUGUAUUGAAACUUUGGUUGAUUUUAAUCAAAAACAAAAUCCCUAUAUUUCAUAAUACUCUUUACAUACAUACAUAAUUUUGGCCUCAUAAAUGUGGCACAUCUGAAAGUAAUGUUUAAUGUAGUUAUGCUUAAAACUUAUGUUUAAAGCAUCCAUUUCCCCUGUCAUUGUUGUGUCUCCUCUUCUAUCAUCUGUGAAAGGUGCCAUUGAAUUUCCCAGUCACUAUUAUUGAACACUUGAGAAUCUUCCCUGCCUAGCUUUACUUGUGUUUGUUUAUAAAUGUAUGUGUCUAAUUGUCUACACUAACUCAAGCCAUUAAAAGGAAACUAACACCCUCAGUAAUCUACUGUCCAUAUCCUCGUAACAAAGAGAAAGGAGUCCUGUUUUGAGCAUGAUAUAUUCUUUUGUAUGUAAAUAUGAUCGCACUGUUGAACAAACAGCUUUGCUUUAUAUUUUUUACUAAAUGCCAAAAGUAUUUAUUUAGCUAGAGAUUAUUUUGGUGCUAUUUUUGGAGGAAAAAAGUUCAAAAGAAGUUAUUAUUUUUGUCCGAUUUUUUGAUAAUGCUGCCGGCAAAUUAGGAAUGCAUUUCAUUGUGACAUUUAGGAGUUUAAUGUCUUGUGUACUGUACUGUUACACAUGAACAUGGAAGUGCACACACCACAAGGAAAACACAAAUUGUUUAAACGUUUGUAUAUAACUGACCUUUUACAAUGACUUUGCAUUUUACGAUCAGGUUCAAUUCUUACUGUGUAUUAAAUGUCUAAUAAAGGCUGUGCUCUUUGUACUAACU
Messenger RNA from Xyrauchen texanus (razorback sucker), 9558 nucleotides. RefSeq names its product collagen alpha-4(IV) chain-like. Lineage: Eukaryota; Metazoa; Chordata; Actinopteri; Cypriniformes; Catostomidae. Gene Ontology annotation, molecular function: extracellular matrix structural constituent. Gene Ontology annotation, cellular component: collagen trimer. Bases 253 to 5259 code for a protein of 1668 amino acids. The transcript has 48 exons. The record is from RefSeq and is a predicted model, not a curated record.